CUGUUUCCUUCUCCUUUUUGCAACUUCCUUCCCGAAAGGGCAGCUGCUAUGGCCUCAGGGAAUCCUCAGGCGCAGAGAUGUCUGACAAACCGCCGCUCCACCAUCAACUAUCUGUCCAAGAGUGUGGCGGACAACAAGGUGUUCACCUUCUCUCUGCAGAGAACGGUCAAGGCCUGGAGCUCCCUGGACAACCUGGACGGCCCCAGAGGCACCAACGCCAAACACCGGCCCACGCAGCAGCAGAGCAUCGUUGUCAAUGUUGGAGGAAAAGUCUUUUACAUCCCCAAACAGUGCGCUGCUAAAUACCCUGGCACCCGGAUCGGCUCCCUGGCUCUGUGCAGGGACCACGCCAAGCUGCUGACGCUGUGCGACGAUUACUCCGUGAGCAAGAACGAGUUCUUCUUCGACCGCGACCCUGCGUUCUUCCACCACGUCUGCCACUUCUACGCCAGCGGGGUGCUGUGGGUCGUCCGAGAGAUGUGCCCCAUCAACUUCGAGGAGGAAAUUCAUUAUUGGGGCCUGAGCCUCAAGGACACUCAGCUUUGCUGUUGGAUGGUGUUUGAGGAAAAGGUGGACGAAGUCAAGGAAAACCUGAAGGUGGAGAAGGAGCUGAUGGCCGAGAUCGAGAUGAGCUACGACGACGAGCGCUUCAAGGACAUGGUGUUUGGGAACCUGCGGAGGAUUCUGUGGAACGCUGUGGAGAACCCGUACUCCUCGAUGGUGGCGAAGGCUUUCACGGUGUUCUCCAACCUUUUAGUGCUCUUCUCCAUACUGGCAAUGACUCUCAACACUGUGCAGGAGCUCCAUAUUUAUAAGAUCAAUGGGAAAACGCACAUGGAGUGGAUGGAAAUCAUCAGCAUCGUCUUCUUCACCUUUGAAUAUUUAAUUCGCCUCGUCGCCACCCCUGACGUCGCCCUGUUCUUGAAGAGUGGGCUGAACUUUGUGGACAUGGUGGCGGUCGUGCCUUAUUUUGUCCAGAUCCUUUUCGAAGCCUUUUCCAGCACGGACGAUGUGAACGCGCAGGAAGACCUGAGAGCCAUGGCUCGGGUCAGCAAGCUGAGCCACGUCCUGAAAGUAGUGAAGCUGCUGCGGAUAUUUCGUAUUUUAAAACUGGCCCGUCACUCGACCGGCAUGAGGGCGUUUGGGUUUACUCUGCGCCAGUGCUACCAGCAGGCGUCCUGCAUCCUGCUCUUCAUUGCCAUGGGGAUCUUCACCUUCUCCGCCCUGCUGCAUUCGGCUGAGAGGGAUACGGAGGGCUCGCCCAUCAGCAGCAUCCCCUACGCCUGGUGGUGGGCAGCGGUCAGCAUCUCCACCGUAGGAUACGGCGAUGUUGUUCCUGUUACCGUCCUCGGCCGCUUUGUGGCGUUCGGCUGCAUCUCAUUCGGGAUCAUCCUGAACGGCAUGCCCAUAUCCUUCCUCUUCAACAAGUUCUCCGACUACUACGCCAAGCUCAAGGCCCAGGAGUACAACAUCACCUUAGUGCAGCGCCGCUUCAUGCUGAGGAAGCGCCUCCGACAGAAAAUGGACAUAUGUUUCCAUCCGUCAGAGGAAGUGACCAGUGCAGAGGAAGAGAGCCGAUCUGUCUGUCACUGAUCGCUUCUUCCGCUGUCACAUGGCAACUGUGACACUAAAUUUACUCACAACUUUCUGGCUAGAGCUGCCUUCCUCUUUUUGUGCACGCCACAAACCGCCGAUUUUAAAUAACACAAAAAUCUGAAGAAGCUUUAUCGUAAACAUACCUCAUCCAUUUGCACAGAAGGUGCAUCUAAACUGACUUGUGUAUUUCAAAUGAGUGCCUAUAAACACGGUCAAUAGCAAAUAAAUGAAGCACUUUUUAUGUCUUGUUGUUCGGCAUUCGAGCUUCUGUCUGAAGUAUCUAAUGCAAGAACAGGAGAGUGACAUCAGUCCUCAAACAACAAACAUAUCAAUAAAUAAAUCCAUAAUUAAAAAAUACAGUCUUCUCAUGGGUGAACAGUUUUGUGUGUCACUGAAACAUAUCUUAUCACAAACUUGCACCCGAUGUAACUUAACCUGCUUUUAUCAUCAGGAAGGAAAUGAUUAAAAGGACAUUGAGCAUUUUUUUCUAUUUGGAUUCAUGUUUCUCGUCUGUCUUUGAAAACAUCAUGUGAGCGUGUUUGCGUUCAGCACAACCCAUGCAUCAGCUUCAGUCUUAACGCCCCGUGGGUUUUAGUGCAUUUGUGGUUUUGCUGCUGUCUGACAGUCCAGAGACUUGUUUGUUUUAUUUUUGGGCUUUCACACGUUGUGUGUGUACCAUAGAUAAUGAAAUGCCAAUACACAAGAACUCUUACUGUAACUACCAUUGUGUAAUAUUAAAUAAAUACUGAACAAAAAUCAAACCACCUGCUGUUUACCUGGGAACAAGUCAGUCUCGUUGGUUCAUAAGGACAGAACACAUUCCACUUCUAAUAGAUUGAGUACAAGGUUCUAAAAAACAGUAAUAUUCCAACGACCACAUUGUCUAACGUCACGCCCACACUGUGUAAGUAAUAGCGUGUACAGCAGUAGGACUUUAGUAAAGGACUGUAGUAAGUCAAAUUCUAAAUGAUGAACGGGAAUAGUUUCAAAAGUAGUAAAAGCCAAAACAGGCUGGGGAUUUGAAAGUGGGGAAUUCCCAUCUGUCAGAAGGAUCAUCCAGUGUAAUU
Messenger RNA from Betta splendens (Siamese fighting fish), 2663 nucleotides. RefSeq names its product potassium voltage-gated channel subfamily V member 2-like. The record is from RefSeq and is a predicted model, not a curated record. Gene Ontology annotation, biological process: protein homooligomerization; potassium ion transmembrane transport. Gene Ontology annotation, cellular component: voltage-gated potassium channel complex; membrane. Gene Ontology annotation, molecular function: delayed rectifier potassium channel activity. Lineage: Eukaryota; Metazoa; Chordata; Actinopteri; Anabantiformes; Osphronemidae. The coding region runs from base 49 to 1593 and encodes 514 amino acids. The transcript has 2 exons.